Merops nubicus (carmine bee-eater) is the source of this 1992-nucleotide messenger RNA. It is a transcript of the gene LZTS3, whose product is annotated as leucine zipper putative tumor suppressor 3. The record is from RefSeq and is a predicted model, not a curated record. The transcript has 3 exons. Gene Ontology annotation, biological process: regulation of dendritic spine morphogenesis. Gene Ontology annotation, cellular component: dendritic spine. NCBI's taxonomy places the organism in Eukaryota, Metazoa, Chordata, Aves, Coraciiformes, Meropidae. Bases 1 to 1992 code for a protein of 663 amino acids.
AUGGCCACGCUAGAGCCGCUGCCCCUUCUCAGUGACCCCACCCACCCCGGCCCAGAGACCUUCCAGGGUUUUGCACCCCAGCUACCCCUCCCCACCUCCCGGCGAGCCAUGGGGAGCGUGGGCAGCGGCGUGGCCAACGACCAAGAGUUUGCCAUGAAGAGCGUGGGGACGCGGACGCAGAGCGGUGGGCGGCAGGCGGAGGGGUCCCGCAACGGCUACUCCACCCGGGACAUCUCCCACCGCUACUCGGGGGAGGAGAAGGCUUACAAGUCUGAGAAGGUCUCCAACUCCCUCUACAUCAACGGGGAGCUGCGCAAGGGCGAGAAGGUGAAGGUGGACAUCUGUGGGAACGUCACCGCCAACAACGAGAAGAACGUGCCACCUCCUCCCCAGUACCGAGAGCCCGGGAACCCACCAAAGAUAUUGCCCAUCUCUGGCAAACUAGACCAGAGCAAUGAGCCCUUAGUUAGACCCUCAGCCUUUAAACCAGUAGUUCCUAAAAACUUCCAUUCCAUGCAGAACCUCUGCCCGCCGCAGAGCAACGGGGUGACAGAGAACAGAAAGAGCUUGAACCACGCCAACAGCAAUAGCCCCUCCGCACCCAAAAGUGGACUCGACAAGAGCAGCCUUAACAGGACUACCAACCAAGUUGGGGGCCUUUCAGAUUCCGGCCGUAACUCGUUAACGAGCUUGCCCACCUACGGGACAGGCUACAGCCAGCACGUGGGUCCCAUGAGCGCCUCCACGAGCCACAUCAACCGCAUCGGGACGACCUACGUGGAGAAGAACAUGGUGGGCUACAACGGGAUAUCUACCUCAGACAGCGGGCGGUCUUCGAGCAAGAGCACCUCUUCCUUCAACAGGCUGAACCAUCUCAACGAAACGAUGCCUUUCCACUCGCCUUCCACCGAUGACAUCAUCCAAGACCUGGAAGAUCGGCUGUGGGAGAAGGAGCAAGAGGUCCUCCAGAUGAGGAGGAACUUGGACAAGAGCGAGGCGGCCAUCUUCCAAGUGUUCGAGGAGAAGCAGAAGAUCUGGGAGAGGGAGAUGGAAGACCUGAGGCAGAACUAUGCCAACAAAUUGCAGCAGGUCUCCAAAAAGGCGCAACGGGCUCAGCAGGCCUUGCAGCUCCAAAUCUUCAAGCUCCAGCAGGAGAAAAAAAAACUCCAAGAUGAUAUGGGACAACUCCUUCAGCAGCGAGAGGAGCUGGAGAAGAAAUUUGUGGCUUUCAAGAAGGAGCAGGCCGAGUUUCUUCCAAAGAUUGAGGAGACCAAGUGGGAGGUAUGCCAGAAGGCAGGUGAGAUCUCCCUGCUCAAACAGCAGCUGAAGGACUCCCAAGCAGACGUCUCCCAGAAGCUGAACGAGAUCGUGGGACUGCGGACGCAGCUGAAGGAAGGCAAGAACUUCCUGAGGGAGAAGGAGGAGCAGAUCCUCAACCUGAAGGACUCCUACAGCUCCAAGAGCGUCAACCUGGAGAUCUGCGAGGGCGAGCUGCAGCGGAAGAUGAGCGAGGUCCAGGUGCUGAGGGAAAAACUCAACCACUGUGAGCUGGAGGUCUCCGGCCUGAAGCGGACACUUGCCAGCAUGGCACCUCCGGGACCUUUUGGCGGGGACCUGGGGGAGAAGCUGCGGGACCCGUUGGCCUGUGAGAGCGACGAGGCCAAGAUGCAGAGGCAGAGCGAGGACAACGUCCAGACGCUGCGGAAGGAGCUGGAGAGGCUCCAGACCGAGCUGAAGCUGGAGAGGCAGCAGCGGGAGCAGCAGGUGAUGGACUUCGAGGAGGAGCGGCGCACGUGGCAAGAGGAGAAGGAGAAAGUCAUCAAGUACCAGAAGCAGCUGCAGCUGAACUACGUGGAGAUGUACCAGAAGAACCAGCUGCUGGAGCACAAGGUGAACGAGCUGAACACCAAGGCCGCCAGCCCCCCGCACGCCGAGGAGAAGAAACCCUGGACUCCCUCCAGACUCGAGCGAAUAGAGUCCACCGAGAUCUGA